UUCAAGACUGUGUUCGUGCAGCCGUAAACAGUCGAGUUGGAUGUUACGUAUUUACAGUAGCAUGCAUCUUUAUUUAGAAAACGAGUAUCAGAUCAACGCAUGGAAUGCGGUAGAUGUCGCCGUUGACGGUCAGCUCCAGCACGGGCAUGUGGUCAACACUGCGGACAACGGCCUGAUCGUCGAUCUGCACUGCACAAGUCAGACGGCUGUUUUUGUCGAAUAUGGGAAGAUCUUCGAUCCCCGUGGAGCAUCACAUUAUAUACCAGGUCGGUCGAUAAACCAAGGAACUGCGAUACAUGCGUUACUGCAGGCUCGUCCCGACCGCGCCUGGACCUGGUAUCACGGGAGGAUGGUGCGCUCAGAUUUCCGGUAUGGCGGGUAUGCCUGGGUCGAGGUGAGCGUGGAAGGCAUUACCGUUACGGAACUGCUUUCCCUGUCGCAAAUCCGUGUCCCCUCAUCCCACGACAAGCUUCAGGGGAGAGUGAUUGAACGGGAUGAAUUUGUCGCAUGCACCGGUCGUCUGCCGGACGGCUAUUCGUCGGUCGUAACACCAUUAUUCUUGGCUCUCUUUCAACGCCAGUGCACGUGGUUAAAUACGCGUCGUGUUUAUCCUGUUACUUUUCUGAGCGACAGUUUCUUAUAUCUUCAACGUCAAGGUGAAGAUUAUUCAGAAUUUCUGGAAAAAUCUUUUUGCGAUGUGCAGGAUAGGAUCCUUUUCCACCGUGCGCGGGGUGAAGCGUAUCCUGAAGAAGAUCUCAUUCUGCGCCGCAAACAAAUAGAAAGCCCCGUUAUGUGGGGAAGUACUCCACCAAGCUCGCGUAUUCCGUUACCGACAGAGCUGUUGUUAGAGAUAUUUCACUCUCUAGACACCCUUGAUCAGCAGCGAUAUCGGCGUACAUGUCAACUAUGGGAUGCCUUGUUGACUUCAGUUGAUUUCUCUAAGACCAUUCAGUUAUCCUACAACAAACCCUAUUUCCCUUCCUGGGUCUCGGGGAUUACAAGAUACAUACUACUGGUAUGUUUGCUGAAGCAGCUUGGUCCGGCAACGCAACGCAUUUACAUCCGGGACGCAGGAGGAUUUCGUCGCCCCUUCGAAAUCAUCCACUCCAUUUUGCUUGUUGCAGACGUUGUAAAAUGGAGACAGCACCCGGUGCAACAGUUAAUUUUUGGCUACUGUGUAUUUUCCGAAAUGCAGUCUAUGGAACGCUUUUUCAAUGCAAAAUCGGACAUUUAUACUAACUUUUUGGCGCCCUGCUGUAAGAGUGUCGUCUGGCGACAUUGUACGGUGUCAUCGCGGUGCCAGCCGCCGGCAACCAUCUUGUGGAGCAAAACAAUCACAAUAACUAACCACAAGACCUGACUUUGAAAGUUGCUUGGAGAAGAAACAGCCGCUAUCGGGAGCCAGUGACAGCGGUCAAAAGAUCACAUACCACAUGCUGUUGGUAUAUAUAUAAUACUGGACGGAGGGAAAAAAUGGCUUAUUGCAGCGCAUUAAUUGAGGACAAAGAAGCAGACAGGAGAACUCCCCGUCAUGGCCGGCGUUUCUCUCACCUUGAGCGUAAAAAGCGUCGUUAUCAGACUUUUUGCUUUCCACCGAUGAAUACAAAAGGAAGUUACCAGACUGGUUAAACGUUACCAAUUACGGACCAUUGGUGUUCUCAUGUGUAUUUGCAAAUGAAAUUUCGCGUAUACGCGAAACACCAAUGGACCGUCCAGCGUGGUAACUACUUAACAGCUACCCGAGUAGGCUUGAGCCAGUGUCGCAAAAAUUAAUUGUUGUCCUUGCACACUUACCGUACCAAAUAAU
Messenger RNA from Paramacrobiotus metropolitanus, 1807 nucleotides. RefSeq lists its product as uncharacterized. The record is from RefSeq and is a predicted model, not a curated record. Gene Ontology annotation, molecular function: protein binding. Bases 41 to 1360 code for a protein of 439 amino acids. NCBI's taxonomy places the organism in Eukaryota, Metazoa, Tardigrada, Eutardigrada, Parachela, Macrobiotidae. The transcript has 2 exons.